Ixodes scapularis (black-legged tick) is the source of this 3564-nucleotide messenger RNA. RefSeq names its product peptidase M20 domain-containing protein 2-like. Gene Ontology annotation, molecular function: dipeptidase activity. The transcript has 6 exons. Bases 81 to 1298 code for a protein of 405 amino acids. NCBI's taxonomy places the organism in Eukaryota, Metazoa, Arthropoda, Arachnida, Ixodida, Ixodidae. The record is from RefSeq and is a predicted model, not a curated record.
AAAGCCGCGGGGGCAUCAGCACUUGCCGAGGCCGUCUGUCACAUCGACUCCGCGAGGCAGUACGGCCGCAGCGUCAGAAUAUGUCAAGCGGUGCUGCGAUGGAUUCGUUCGAAGCGCUCGUCGAGAAGGCCGUGGACAGCAGGCGGGUUGAACUGCACGCCCUAAGCGACUACCUCUGGCGGAACCCCGAGCUGGCCCUGAAGGAGUUCAAGGCCCACGAGCGCCUCACGGAGUUCCUCGAGAACCAGGGAUUCCGGGUGCAGCGACACUGGCUGCUGGACACUGCCUUCCGCGCCGAGUUCGACAACACCCGGGGCGCUGAAGGUCCCACGGUGGCCUUCAUGUGCGAGUUCGACGCGCUGCCGGAAAUCGGCCACGGGUGCGGCCACAACCUGAUCGCCGAGUGCUCGGUGGCCGCAGGCAUCGCCGUCAUGGAGGCCCUGAAAGCGAGACCCGAUAUCCCAGCCAAGGUGCUUGUUCUGGGGACCCCUGCGGAGGAGAACUGCGGCGGCAAGGAGAUGCUCCUGCAGAAGGGAGCCUUCAGGGAUGUGGACGUGGCGCUGAUGGCACACCCGGGACGCCGAGACGCGCUGAAGAUGGGCUUUACGGCCUCGCAACACCUGUCAGUCAAGUUCCGAGGACGGACCGCGCACGCCGCAGCGUCUCCCUGGGAGGGUCUGAACGCCUUGGACGCAGCCGUCACCUCCUAUAUGAACAUCUCUGUGCUCAGACAGCAGAUGAAGCCUGCGUGGAGGGUGCACGGAGUGAUGCUCCAGGCGGGCAAGUACCCGAAUUUGAUACCCGAAGAGAGUGAACUCAAGUACCAUAUCCGGGCCCCCAGUACAGAGGAGCUCGACGUGAUCCUGUCGAAGGUGGAAGCGUGCUUUAGGGGCGCCGCAGAGGCCACGGGCUGCUCGGUCGACAUCAUCCGGGGCAUGAAGUACAAGCACAUGCUGCACAAUGACACCAUCGUCAGCGUCUACCAGAGGCACGGCGAGGCUCUUGGCAUCACAUUUGAGGGCGAGGACCCCAGAGCGGUGAUCGGGACCGGAGCAUCGACGGACGCGGCCAACGUGUCGCACGCCGUUCCGACGGCGCACCCGGUGUACGCUCUUCGAGCCACGGCCCGCAACCACACCCGGGAGUUCAGCCGUGCUGCGGGAGACCGGGACGCCCAGGAGCCCACGCUCAAGGUGGCCCGGGCCCUGGCCCUGACGGCCCUGGACUUCCUCAAGGAUUCGGAGUUGCUUCGAAAGGCCAAAGAGGAGUUCGCGUUCAACGCGACGCCCAGCAGUUAGCUUGCCCCAGAAAUACUUCUUUCUGAUACACCUUUCACUGCUCCGUGUAUUGCCCAACAUACAGGGUGUUUUUUUGUCUUUUUUAACACAGUGAAAGCUACACUAAUUCGUUUUCUGCGGGUGAGUUAUAUGGCCAGGGGGACAAAAUAUAAGUGACAAAUUGUCCUAAUAAAUAGAAUAAUUAACUAAAAUGUAUUAAUCAACUUUUUAAUGAGUGAAAAUAGACAUAUGAUUCUAAUCAAAAACUUAUUGAGCGUUAUUUAAACCUACCAAAUGAGUAAUUAUUGGAAAUAAUUUAGGCGGGUGGGAAGCGCAGUAGUGCGCUAAAGGGACCACUCGCGCGACAGGCACAAGGCUCGGGCUACGGUAAGAGACGGAAAAACCGCGCGGGUGUUUGAUCACGCCUGUAGCCUUGCUCCUGCUACCCGAGGGGUAACUUUAGCACUCCACCUGCUUUCCACGCGCGUUAAGUCGUCCUGAUAUUGACUGAUUUAUCGGUCUUAGGUGACGCUCAGCAAGUUUAUAAUUAAAACCAUACGUUUAUUUCCAAUAGUGAAAACGUUAACAUACUUAUAGUUAAUUAGCCGACUGAUCGUUAUAAUUUGCCCCCUCUACAAAUAAUGUCCCCGUGGCCGUACAACUCGCUUGCCCAAAGCGCAAUAGUGUCGCUUUCGUAAGUUUUUUUUUUAGCAAAUUUGUUAGGCUUAAAAAGAAACGGCCUGUGCUGUUAAUGAAAGGACGGCGGGGUGGCCUCUGAGUUGCCAGACCCCCAGCGCCAGUUUCUCAAAUUUGAUGGCACUUGGGCGUUUCGUGUGCAUAGAAGGUAAUGAGUACUUACAUUCUCAUUGUGUCAGAGACUGGAGGUGCUGCUAUAAUGUGCGUGCUCUGUGCUCGCCAGUGUCUCUCUUGAUAACCACGAAACUAUAUUUAAAAGAACCGUGUCACUCGGCCAUAUUAAUUUUUGAUGCCGAAUCGCAUUCUCGCGGAAGCUAAUCAAGAUUUUGUAUUCGUGCCGUUCGUGGCACGUCGCGCAACUCGCGGUACAAAGUCGUGUCGUCACGUAAUGUCACGGUGUCAACGUUAUGGAUAUACUAGUCACCGAGACGGUUCCAGAGUAGUUAGGCUCCGAAGCUCCGCGCGCUCUAAAUCAUCCAUAUACGUGACUCCAAUUGGGAGCCUUGCAUGUACACUGUGCAAUAACUGUACGGAUACCGCGCCGUCGGCGUGGUCGCCAGGUCUUUUAGGUGUGUGGCGCUCUGGAUAACCGCUUUCUUUUGCGACAUUAUUUACAAUGCAGUCUGAAUGCCCUCGUGUAUCUAACUCCGAGUUUCAAGUUAAUGACCCCGGGUGUCAUGCCGCACUGGUCAAAUCUUUCAUUUUGAAAUGAACCGUCUAUCACUGCCUAAACAUCCAGAAAGACAAGUAAUACACUCGAUGAGGGUGGCCUGCGCCGUGUUCCCACUGCAUUGGCGAACUUUAUCGCUCAGACUUGGAGCUUAGCCGAUUAUUUCUGGCAUCACAUUAAGCCGCUGGCAUUUUUUUUUAUUUAUGCCUUUUUAGCAUAUCGUAGAAAGCGAUAAAAUGCAGCAGCAUUUUAUUGAUUUCUUUACAACUGAAUGCAAGAUUUUCAGGACUGGACAGGAAGAGGAUAGAUUGAAACAUAGCCUCAGGUUCUUGUGAUAGCCUGAAACUUGCUUUGUUGGUCAGAUGAAGCUAGCAGCGAAGUUCAGCAAUGAUUUCCCCAUGACGAUUCUCAAGGCAGUUGGCCGUCGACGCUAUCUUUGUAAAAGAUUAAUGUGGACAAAUGAAUGUGACAGUGAGUUACGAGAAUGGCUUGAUAUGAAAUCUGACUCUCUAAACCACAAGCACCAAGUAUUUUUCUGCCGUCAUUCAUUACCUAAACAGCAAGACGCGUCUUACUCACUCGGGGCAUCAAGUGACAUACCUAUCUAAACCCGGGCUGUCAAAGCUUCAUUAAUCAAGACAGAGAAACAAAAAUGUAAUAAAAAAAGGUCAAAUGGCAACCGCCUGAGUGCCCAUUUACACAAAUCCUUACAUUUUUUUUUUUAUGCUUUAUACGAAGCGAAGCAACUUGAGUAGACUGCACUGCAAUAGAAUUCAUAUUUAGAAGCAGCCGUUUUUCCAAGCAUCGUUCGUGCAGAACCAAGUUCAGUGAAACAGCCUGAUCGGCGGCCGAGCCGACGAGCAAUACGCCUCGCAAGUGGGCUUAUUUUCGUCUUCUGCGCAUGAGAAAGGAGGUAGCGGU